AUGACGCCAGAACCAACCAAGUUGCCCGAACUCCUCUUGAGCCACCACACUGAACCUACUGAACUUGAUGAGAAUAUGGAAUGUGGCGUUUGUAAUACCGAAGUCAAGAAAAACUCCUUCUUGGAACACUUGGAGUGCUGCGCUGCUGGUACCAAGAUUCCUCAUCUCAUGAUGAAUGUAUUUUUCCUCGAGGAAGAAGUGAUUGCUAGAGAUGACAUUCUGGAGAAAAACUUUCUCCAUCUCGUCAAUGAUGAACCUCUCGAACUCAGGAACCAGAACUGUUUAUACUGCUCAAAUGCAGAUAUGCACGCAGAUGGCUUGUGCCGGAAUGUUAAACGGACUCACUUCCUUGGGGGAAUGUUCCAAAACAGUGCUAACGAGUAUUUCGACAUGAUCAAACUCAUCCAUGCCUUAAAAAACCAAGCCACCGUCUUGCUGUUGAAAAUGCAACAAAAACGAAAAAUGGAUCGAAUCAUUUUACUACUUCAAGUAGUUUUUCGAAUCGAAAACGGCGGAAAUUUGAUGGAGUGUCUCCCAGCAGACGCAUUCAAAGUCUUGAAGAAAAUUGAGAAAAAAGACACUGAAGCAGUUUCAAAGAUGAGAUUGGAACUUCGAAAAAAUGCAGAGGAAGAGUUGAACUUCUCCGAGUUGGCAAGAAAUUUGUGUCUUGAGGAAAUGGUGAAAGAAUUGUUGACCAUGGACAUCAAAAACCCAAGAAUCUCGCCUUUCGAAUUCGUGAACACUGCUUAA
This is a messenger RNA of Caenorhabditis remanei, 750 nucleotides long. RefSeq lists its product as uncharacterized. Bases 1 to 750 code for a protein of 249 amino acids. NCBI's taxonomy places the organism in Eukaryota, Metazoa, Nematoda, Chromadorea, Rhabditida, Rhabditidae. The record is from RefSeq and is a predicted model, not a curated record. The transcript is spliced from 3 exons.